CGUGGGACGUUCACAACAAUGGGAACUUACUAGACAUCUUCACCCGUGAGACAACCAAUGAGCCUCCCUGCACCGCCAGUUAAUUUCACGUGACCUGUUUCCAACCAGGGGGCUUAUGGGAAGUGGUCCUCAUGGCAACCACUGUAAAUAUUAGCCUCCCUCCUCUUGCUAGUCGCGACUUUGCAUAAGCGGCGAAUUAGGACAAAAUGGCAAGCGAAGCCCGCGUCGGGGACAGUUUUUUGGAGAGGGUAACGUCCAUGCAGCAAAGCAUGCACCAAAGGGAGAAACAAAGGAUACAGUUGGAAAAGCAGCUGUUUUCUUACCCCAAACCUAAUAAUAAACGAAUCUCUCACAUAAAGGGCUAUCUCAAGCAAAUCUGUGUCAGGGAAGCACAAGCGAAAAUGAGAAACCUUGAGCUUUUGAGAGAUGUGGAGUGCCUUCAAAUUAGCAUGGAGGAAUACACCCCAGACUUUUUCCUUUUGCAACAACAAAAGGCUGAGUUUGCAAGUAAAAUUGCUAGAUUUAUUGAAGAAAUGAAAACAGGAAAAGAAAAGCUGAAACCUACACAACGCAAUUGCAAAGACAGCUCGGUCCUUCACAUAGCAGAUGAUUUUACAAAAGCACCUACGGUCAUUUCGAUGGGCCGCCAAACCAAAGGGUCCCGUAUACUUUCACACCAAACAUUGCACCAUUCACCCAAACGGAGCACGCACUCUCUCGAACGACCACCAAGUGGCCUUUUGAAGGACUCUGAAGUUGUCAGAGAGGAUGCUGCUGUCAAUCAAGCACAUUUAUCAGAUGAAAUUUCAGCUUCAGACAAUUCUUCCGACGGCUGCAAUUUGAGAGACAAACACACAAAAAUGUCAGUAACUCCUCAAUCUAGUUGCGCUACAACAAUAGUACCUGGCAACACGCUUUUUGCCAAUGAGGAUGGACAAGAACCUGCUCCCCUGGUAACCUUGAAGAGUCCCCAAAGGACUCUAUCUCUAGGCAGCAGCAAUAAGUCAAUGAAGCUCAAGAAUCCCCCUGCUGAAUAUGCUAACUCAGAAGAAAUUGCUCCUCAGGCGCCCUUAAAGGGAGAUUUAGGAAGAGGUUUUAGCCAUUUGAUGCCUGAAACCUCUGGAAGAAAAGAAGUCAUGAAUGCCCCAGGCAUAUCUAGGAGUAUUAGUUUAAGCUCUGAUGCGCAGUUGUCCGAGAGCAAUGUAAGUGACCUGUCCAUUUCUCUGACACAAUCGGAGCCGGAGGAAGAUGAUAAUCCUGAGAGUGAAGGAAGCUGGUGUGGCCUUGUCACUACUUUCAAGUCAAAUGGGUCUAAGAAAACCCCUCACGAUAGGUGUGACAGACUUUCCCUGGAAGGACUCUUUAAACUGCUAGACUCCAUUGAAUGGCGAAUCCAUGGUGAAAAAACAAGGGUUUAUGGAGGUUCUUCAUUUGAUGAAAGACAUCUCAUUCGCAUUAUCAGCCUUUGUGACAGCGGACUGGGUUUGAAUGAGGAAGACCUUGAAGCAUGUGGUGCAGUGGUGCUUCAUGAGCUUCAGGGGUUGUCAUGGAGCACAACGAAGGGCUGCCUGUUAACACAGGAGCUAGUGAGUGCACACCAGCCCACAGCUGAGCAUAUUACUAUCAGCCUCCCUCCUGAUGCAGCUCAGCUGUGGGAUCGCUGGUUCAAGCACGCCCUUCUGCUCAAGGAGAGCCGUGUCCUCAGCACUGAGCGCUUGGUCGAGCUGUUCACGCCGCUGCUUGUGGAGCGUCAUGCAACAUACAGCCACCAGGCCGAAGUGCUGCUGAGGACACUUCUGACCCAGUCCAGUGAGAAGUGCCCCUCAGCAGACGAUGAGAGUGACUCGUCGUCGUCGUCAUCGUCUUCUUGUGGCCCUCUUUUUCAUCGUGGAGCUGUGAAGCUUGCCGGUCAGAUCCAAAAGCAACAGAUCAAAGAACUACAAAGUGCUGAAGAGGACAACCAGGACGAAAGCUCUGUGGAAAGUGUUCCUAUUAGAGUGAAUAAUGGGCUCUUUUACGCAGUGGCGCUUGCAGCAUGAUCAAGGUGAAUGUAGGGUCAAAGUCCCACCUGAAGAGUGCAGCUAUUUUCUGACGGUCAGAGAAAACACUAUUUUUCACCCUGGUGUGAGGCAUUAGGGAAAAAAUUGAUGAUUCAUUAUUCCGGCAUAAUGCGCUUGGCUUUUUGCUGGCUGCCACAGUGGGUAGUGCAAGAGAUAUAUCCUAGGUUCUCAUUAUUUUCCAAACAAUGGUGGUGCAACACAGCUUAACUUGAAAAGUCUUGAUUCAAAUGCAUCCUGGAAGCUGUUGGUGUGCCCAUCUCUCUGCUGCUCCUCUGAAAUGUAAAGUACUACCCCAUGGGGACCAGAUUUCUCACCGAGCUUUUCAUGUAUGUGCAUCCCUAAGGUGCGAAGCUUGGGAAAAGAGUCCAUUUGUUUUGCUUAAUCAAAAGAGCUAUAAACAGUAAAAAAGAAAAGAAGGGAGGAAAAAAGAUACUCGAUAUUUCUCAAGGAAAGAGUUUUAUUACAGCCCACAACAUCAAUGCCCUAGUCAAAUGAUAUGGCUUUGGAACUGACAGUAAUUGCCAACGUAUUUGGAUGUCAGGAUUGUGAAAUAGAAUGCAACUAUAUUAAAAGUGAUACCGUACUUUGUGUAUAUGUUCAGGUGUCAGGUAUUCCCCUAAACUGCCAAACUACCUGUGGCGGUGGGGGCAUGGUUAUGGGCGUGGUCACAUGAUAUCAUCAAGUAAUUUUGCGUAAUUAGCUAAGACGAGUUAGUAUUAAAUACAUCCACAUCACAAACAUGCUGACAACGCUCCAGACUAUCACAAUGGUGUGUGUUUUCUUUACAUCCGGUUUUGGUAGGGUGGUUUUCGGUGAUCAAAGUCUUGUUUCUGGUGGUCAAGUUUUCGGUACAUCACUUGUCAAUAGUGUGCAGGCUAAAUAUAUAUAAAUUCAUAAUAUAACGACCAGCUAAUGUUGGUGUAUUAUGUUUGUGUGGUUUGGAUUUGAUGUCAGUUUUUCCCAUGUUUGCAUACACACCGUCCGUGCCUGAAAGAUGACUGGUGGAGAAUGAGGAAGUGUUGUCGUGUGUCUGGGGAAGUGCGGACUCACAAGAUGAAAGUGUUUACACGGGAGGUAAAGCCUGUUGGAAUUGUGCCGUUCGUUAUCAUAAGAUUGGUAAUAAAAGUUAAAAAUAGUGUCAGACUUUGUGUGAUUUCCUCUGGGGGCUACAAUAUAUUUUAUUGCUUUAAUUGGUUUUCAAAUAAAAAAAAACAACCUUAUUUUCAAGGUGUGGCGGUAAUGAAAAUGCUGAGGCGGCGCGCCACAUUUAAUUACAUUAAGGGGAAACCCUAGAUUUGAUCCUCCAAGCUCACAUUUGAUUUUUAGUUGUAAUUUGUCCUCAAAUUUGUGAUGUUGGUUUUGUCACUAUUAAUGUGACUUUGUAUAAUUUUACCAUUUGCACCUAUCAGUAUUUGAGUGGAAUAUCCAGACCUGCGCCCCAAAUCUCCUCCAACCUUUACAGAAAAAUAUUCUUCAAAAGUUAAACAAAACUUUGAUUUCAAACCAUCGACAAUAUAUGAGACCUCAGCAAACAGUUUUUUUGUGUGGUUUUUACUAGGAGUGUUCAAACAAUUCGACUCACCUCCAAAUCGCGAUGCUUAUCUAAUCCAAUUUUCAGUCGAUUCGAAAUUUUACAAACCGAAAGGAGUUUUUAUAACCUGUAGCCUAUUUUGAAAAUGUUUCAUUAUAAUACAUUGGGAGAUUAGGCUUGAAUUGAGAAUUGUGUUAAAUUGAGAAUCAAUUCUGAAAAAAAAUGUCACCCCAAGAAUCAGAUACAAUUUUAAGGUGCCCAAAGAUCACCACCUCUACUUUUUAUGAUGCCACCACAAAAUGGAACCUAGUGCCACAUAGAAAAUUAUUGGCACAGUAUAAAUCCAAUUGAUUACUUAGAUAUCAAUCUACAGAAACAUUUUACUGAGCAGGUGCUAACAUAGUUACACUUACUAAAUUGCAAUACUUCAAGGAUUCAAGGAACUUUAAACAUGACACAAAAGGUAGUUUUUAAUAUUAGUUUUAAUUUAAAUUGUUAAUACCAUUUUUAUGUCAUGAGUACCACAAGAACACUAAUACUUAAUGCACAUCAUAAUUUAAAUAGACUAAGAUAUAAAUAGAGUACGUUAUUGGCAUAGGUUAAUAGAAAUAGAUUGUAAAUAGAAUAAAAUAAAUGGUCAUCCUGUAGUCACUACAGUGUAAAACAAUGACAGCAAACCAAACCAAAUAAAAGCCAAGUUCAGCACAUUUGAUACAUGUGUGCAAGGACCUAGCAAACAUCUUCCUGUUAAAAAACAUGUGAAUUACUAAUACUGUUAAUAAAGGUUUUAUGACAGUUUGAACCCAAAACAAAUACAUUUUACAGUAUGUGGGAAAAUUGGUGUGAAAUUAGAACAAAUUAAAAGUCAACCAGCGUCACAUAUUGUAAUGUGUUUGACUUUAAAGGUUUAUUUGUUCCUGUGUUAUUGUGCACAAAAUGUAAUUGUGUACUAUAAAUUUGUGUUGGCCCUGCGAUGAGCUGGCGACUUGUCCAGGGUGUACCCCAGUGUCCGCCCUAAUGCAGCUGAGAUAGGCUCCAGCACCCCCCCGCAACCCAGAGAGGGACAAGCGGUAGAAAAUGGAUGGAUGGACUCUCCAUUUCCUGGUUGAGGAUCAUGGAAAAACAACAAGAGAUCAUGGAAACAGUUGCUGCAUACUGUGGACUUUACAAAAAAAGCACAGCGAAGUUGAAGUUUUCACCCACACUCUCUAGUAGUGCAAUUUUCAAGACUAAGCUACUGAAGCAUAUCUUGGCAAACACAUAAACCUCUGAAAGUAGGAAACCUGUGUUUU
Molecule: messenger RNA, 4883 nt
Organism: Entelurus aequoreus (snake pipefish)
Lineage: Eukaryota; Metazoa; Chordata; Actinopteri; Syngnathiformes; Syngnathidae
Gene: kiz
Product: kizuna centrosomal protein
Exons: 12
Coding region: 207-2039 (610 amino acids)
Biological process (GO): spindle organization
Cellular component (GO): centrosome
Source: RefSeq, a predicted model, not a curated record